AAAUAGCAAAAUCAAAAUUAUUAAGUGAUAAUUUAGUGUAAAUAUUCGCGCGUGCUUAUAAUUAAAUUUCAAUAAAUCUUAAUUAACGUAAACCAGCCGGGUAGCUAGAUUACGUAUACAUAUGCGUAGUGAGAUCUGCGAUAUCUUGUCGUGAAAUUGCAUUGCGAAUUCCAAACGCGCUGGCUGUUGGUUAAUAAAGUCUAAAACAAUUGACGCGAACGAGUAACAAAUCAGCAGCGAGCCAAGAUGCAAAACAAUCCCAGUCCACAUUUGCCCUGCAAGGGCAUUUUAAAGACCUCACGGAGCUUCGACAAGUCGGGUGCCAGUUUUCGUAAAAGUGCCAAGUUUGAUGAGCUUAAUGUGCUGCAAACAUUUCAUCCAGCCGACAAGGACUACGGACAUAUGAAAAUCGAUGAGCCAAAAACGCCUUAUAACUACACUGAACCCUUUACCGAAAACAGAGAUGAGUUGGAUACCGAGCUGCUGGUGGAGAAAUUACGGAUUGCGGCUACCACACAACAGUCUUCCCAAAGCAUUGAUGAGGAUUCUUCCGGCGAUGAGCAACGCAUAAGCGAAGAUGAGCGACAACGACGUCGUGAAUUCGAGCGGCGUCGCAAGGCGCACUAUCGUGAAUUUGAAGCUGUGAAAUUAGCGCGAAAGCUUAUAGAGGAGGAGGACGACGAUGAUGAGGCUCCAGCUGCGUCUGGAUCAGCAAAGGAUGGCGCCUCCAGUUCCACCAGCGGCUCGGCAAAACAGUCGAGUCCGAAAGCACCAACAUCCGCGUCUACCAGCAAGAGCAAUAUGGAUUAGAACUAAAAGCAAUAUCAAAAUGUGAACUCAAUACACAAUAUUGUAGUCAGUGUAAACUGAAGUUGUUGUUGAUGUUUCAAUUCUGCUCGAAAGCGGCUAAGCUAAAACUUAAUUUAUUGCUACCAAUUGCUGACGUGAUGAAUUGAAUUUACAGUUACGAUUAACUAUAGUCUCGUCUAUAUAUGAACAUAUAUAUAUAUAUAUAU
Molecule: messenger RNA, 1016 nt
Organism: Drosophila busckii
Lineage: Eukaryota; Metazoa; Arthropoda; Insecta; Diptera; Drosophilidae
Gene: I-2
Product: protein phosphatase inhibitor 2
Exons: 5
Coding region: 247-810 (187 amino acids)
Biological process (GO): regulation of signal transduction
Molecular function (GO): protein phosphatase inhibitor activity
Source: RefSeq, a predicted model, not a curated record